Molecule: messenger RNA, 5261 nt
Organism: Chilo suppressalis (striped riceborer)
Lineage: Eukaryota; Metazoa; Arthropoda; Insecta; Lepidoptera; Crambidae
Source: the annotation of a GenBank genome assembly
GCACAAUGUAUUGAUAAGAGGUCACGUCGAUGCGUGAUGCGAGUAUAGGUGUUAGCGGCCGAGAACGAGCCACAGACGAUUCGACCAUGCACAUAGGCGCGCACGCGUCGAUCACACGUAUCGUAAAAACAUUAUAACAGAAACAGUUUAUAAAUCCAAGACAGAUCGCGAUCACACUUGAACCAAGUCACAAAGACAGCGUUACUAGCGUUACGUGUGCUCUACAUUCUGAAUUAGACAAACAGAUAGUCGUGAAUUAGUUCAUCGGCAUUCGAAACAGCUGAUCGCACUGUUUACUUUGUGGCAAACUGUUUAAACUUUGUAUGUGUUAUUUUAUGGUUUAGAAUCGGCUAUGACCUAAUCGUGUUUAAUUUUCGGGACCGAGUGUGUUAAUUGGUGCUAAAAUUUUGAGGACGUUCACGGCUUUACGGUUUAUCAUUGGAUCUAAGAAUAGUGCGCUGGGACAGUCAAGUGUAAAGUAUGGGCGCUGUGAGUAGCAAGUUGGGAAGCUGCGUGAGACCUCUUUGUUGCAAGGGAUGCACCAGGUCAGCCUCCUACGACCUCAAGGACUUACCGCGACCUCCGCAGUUGGAUUCUUCAAAUGAUGUCAUCGAUGCAACGAAACAUGGAGUGCUGGCGGUGCAAGGUAUAGAUUUCUGUGUUGAAACCAACGGCGAGAAUCAUCAUACCAGCAAAUUCAAUCUUAUGACACGCGUGGUAGAUCGCAGUUUGGUCGUCAGGCGAGGACAGGCUUUCAAGUUGGAUAUCCUCUUAAAUAGACCAUACGACCCAGCGAAAGAUGCAAUUUCAUUCAUUUUCAACGUUUCAGAUGAAUUUUGUGAAUCAGAUGCGACGAUGCGUGGGCCCUCGAAUGAGAUGUCGGCUGCCGUGCCGCUUCUGGAGAAGGGUACUGAGAUUAUGGGUGAUUGGACAGCUGUGUAUGAAGGUCAGAUGGAUUCUCAUCUCAUGGUGGCCAUCACCCCUGCUGCUAACUGCAUAGUUGCUGCGUGGCGAAUGGACAUCGACACCAAGCUAAGCGGAGGUGCCUCCCUCAGUUAUACGCACCCGUUGCCUGUAUACGUACUCUUUAAUCCUUGGUGUCUUCAAGACAGCGUGUAUAUGCCAGGCCACAGUCACCGGGAAGAGUAUGUGCAAGAGGAUGGUGGGCUAAUGUUCAGAGGAGUAGUCAAUGUGAUCAAGCCCACACCAUGGAACUACGCUCAAUAUGAAAAGGAUGUGCUGGAAUGCGCGUUAUAUCUAGUCAAAGAAGUUGGAAAGGUGAAAGGUGGAGCUCGAGGUGACCCAAUUAGAGUGGCACGAGCACUCUCGGCAGCUAUUAAUGUCCAAGAUGACAACGGAGUAUUAUUCGGCAACUGGGCCAAGGAGCUGAGUGACUACAGUGGAGGCACUCAUCCACUUAAAUGGGUCGGCUCACUCAACAUCCUGCAAAAGUAUUACGAAAAGAAGAAACCUGUAAAAUAUGCGCAGUGCUGGGUGUAUGCUGGAGUUCUGACUACAAUCUGCAGAGCACUGGGUAUACCAUGUAGACCAGUGACCGGAUUCGAUGCUGCGCACGACAGCGGCAGCAGCCUCACAAUCGACAUCAUUCAGGACGAAGACGGCACUAUCCUCGACAACUUCACUAGUGACUCUGUAUGGAACUACCACGUUUGGAAUGAGGUAUGGAUGGAGCGACCAGAUCUCGGUCCAGAGUAUGGCGGCUGGCAAGCGAUAGACUCGACGCCGCAGGAAAUGUCCGAAGACAUGUUCAGAUGUGGACCGGCCUCGUUGCGCGCCGUUCUUGACGGUGAACUGCAGCGCCCUUACGACGCGGGAUAUGUGUUCGCGCAGGUCAACGCUGACAAGAUACUCUGGAAAUAUUCUGGAGAAAUUCAACCACUGAAGUUGAUAAAACGUGACACAAUAUCGAUUGGACAGAAAAUAUCAACAAAAGCAAUCGGCAAGAUGGAAAGAGAGGAUAUAACAGAUAAAUAUAAGUAUCCGGAACGUACACUGGAGGAAAGGUCAACGAUGGAAAAAGCCCUUAGACGUUCAGGAAACAUCUUUGCUCGAUAUUACCUCAACGAUGCCUUCAACGACGUCACUUUCGAUUUUGAACUCCGCGAUGAUAUCAAAAUUGGCCAGAACUUUACAGUUUUGUUGCAUAUGAAAAAUCGUUCCAUGGUAGAGAAGUACACCAUAAAAGGAGUUUUGAGAGUGGAUACGGUGACGUAUCGUGGCAAAACUGGGGAUAUCGUCAAACGGGCUGACGUUGACCUAAUAUUGGGUCCAGAGGCUAAGCAUGAGAUCGAGAUGUUGGUCACCUACGACGAGUACUAUGAUAAACUAGUUGAUCAGGCAUCUUUCAAUAUCGCAGCUCUAGUGACGAUAGUAGAGAAACAGUUCGAUUACUUCGCUCAAGACGACUUCCGAGUAAGGAACCCCGAUAUUAAAAUCAGUAUAGAAGACAAGCCAGUCUCCAAAAAAGAGUUCACCGCUACAGUAAAGCUCGAAAACCCUCUGCCUAUACCUUUAAAGAAUGGCAAGUUCUAUAUCCAAGGGCCUGGUCUGGACACACAGUUAAAGAUUGAACUUAAGGAGCCUGUUGCACCCGGCGCUACAGCUACUGCACAGUUCCAACUCACACCUCCUUGGGCGGGUCGCCAUCAAAUCUCUGCCAAGUUCAACUCCAAAGAACUACACGACGUGGACGGCUUCCUUUCCUUUAAGGUGGCCAUGCCGCCAGAACUCAAUGGCUACCACAAUGAAGGCUUAGAAACUCACCAGGUCUAAACCCUAAUGAACCCGCGUGGAACUAAUGGGUUUGACGUUUAAGGGUCAUUUCUUCAUUGGUCUUUUUGAGUGAGAAAUGUGACAUAGUUUACUAAAUUCUAUUUAAAUACUGAUUUCCAACGCGAUUGGUGUUAGAUAAUGAUUCAACAAGACAAGUGAAAAACAUUUGCUUACGAACUUAAAUUUUAUUAUACACACAUCAAAAAAAGUCUAAGCAAUAUGCAUCAUUUACGCGAACUGCAGUUUUUAUCAGUUGAUAUUUUAUAUUGUCAUUACGAAAUGUAUAAUUAAUCAAAUUGGUUUUGAUUAUAAAACGAAUAUUUUAAAUACUAAUUAUCGGUCAAAAGUCAAAAAAAGUUCAUGUUAACUAUUAUGAUGAGUAUGUUAUCCUACAAAUGACAAACUGAAAGGAAACGUGAUAGUGAAGAUGUGAGAAGAGAUGACCAUAAUAUGAACCAAAACCAAAUUUAUUAUCUCAACAUCAUUAAAAGGUGAAUAGUCAUUAAUUCAUAAGUAAAGAGUCACAUACUCGAGUCUUGAUAAGUCUGUGUGUGUAACAGGCGCGCAAUGUUUUAGUUGUGGUCAAAGUGUCGGUUUCCUUCCAACGAGGUGCUAAAAUGUAUGUGUCUUAAAAGAGUUCUUAUUUUUGAACAUCGUUUGAAUUGUAAAAAAGGCAAAAUGUAAAAGUUUGUGAGUGUAACCAUUGCAUUGACUUAUAGUUUAAUUAAAUAUUAUACCAUAAUUUGCUUUGCGAUAAGAAUGGAACAUUAGGGCAACUCAUAACUUUAUAAAACGUUAACUUUAAUUCGAUAUUUGUGCGAGCGUCCAUUUUUACCUAUGGUAUCUAUUAGGCAUAGGUGAAGCUAAUAAAGUGAUUAUUUUCCAAAAUCCUUAUGUAUGGCAGAACAGCAUAGAUUUAAAUUGUAUCAUGUGGAUGAAAUAUCACUGGCCGUUGCCGUUGCUUAAAUAUUAAAAAAAAAUCUUGUCUUAUGAUUUAAACAUCUAGUAGUUAAAUGCUUAACAAAAAAGGUAGUGUUAUUUCGCUGUCCCACUUCUUCCCCAGACGGAAGUUUGAAAAGACGAGAAGGAAGGGAAUUGUUAAAUAAAAUUGUGUUGUUGAAAACAAUGACACCCAGAAAUACGCUUUUUGUCUUUAUCUACACAAACAAAAAGAUGAUUAGCUAUAGGAUAAUUACUGCCAUUCGAUCCUAACGUUAAUUUAAAAUUAAGAAAUAAUUUUUAGAAUUUUACAAUUGGUGCAUAAUAGAGCAACCAUGGACAAAUGAUUGAUACUUGGUCCAUGAGUGGUACUGACUGUCUCAGAACAAUAACUAAAAGACAUCUAAAGGGACGGUUUAACAGCCGAAAUAUUAAACGUAUUUUUUUUAUUUUGAAUAAAGUCGAUGUUGUCCAUGAACUUAUUAAGUUUCUAUAAUAAGUCCAUGAUGUUGUAACUUUCUUUGGAAUAGACGUCACUUUGAGAAGCAUUAGAUUGAACUAUAUCCAGUUAGUUAUGGCAGUAAAUAGAAUAGUUCGAAUAUGAACUUUCCAAAGUUGUAUUAAUCGUUCAUACAGAUCUACUUACUAAUAGUUCUACUUAUAGAACAGAACGGAAAAAGUCUUAUCGUCCUUUUAUAUUAUUAUUAAAAUCAAAGUACCAACUACUUAACAAUUUAACUACUUAACUACAGUUCUCAAAUGUAGAUUAAUAAGUAUAUAAUUACAGUAAUAAGUAUUAGUCGGUUUUGGUACGGGAAUCCAAUUGAAUCGCCUACUGGCUAAUUUCCAACUCCACCAAUUUUAUUCGCAAAAAACAACAAAAAUAAGAAAAAAAUAUAUCAAAAAUUUAAAUAUAGUAGUUUGUAAACGCCAAAACCUUCCUAUUUAUAUUGUAAACGCACUGUUUGUUUUUUUAAUAAAAUUUUGUUUAAACCUUGUUAAAGUAUCGAUAGAGAAUAUAUCUAUAUAUAUAUAUAUAUAAGAAUAUUGUCGUAUGUAACCAUCCUUAGCAAGAAACGAACUCCACCUCUUUUGAGAAAACAAGUGAACAACAAUAUUUUUAUGUAAAGUGCAAAACAUUAGUUGGUUGUAAUUUUUGCAGUCAAGUAUAAAAAUGUUUGACUGUUAAUUAAUUAACUGAAUCUAUGAAUGUAAGACGGCACAGAAUUAAUAGUACCGACUUAAGUAUUACAAAUUUUUAAUCAUGUCUCGUGAAUUCUUGAUACUUUUUAUGUAAGUACUUUUUGUAAAUAACAAUUCGUUUUAACUUAUUGAAAACUCUAAUUUAGUAUUGUAUACAUUUAUUCUAUGUUAUAAUUAAAAAUAAGUAUUAAGGAAAAACAAGUUUUUACUGAAUAAAGAUAUAUUUUGAUACCAAAUUAUUAAGGUAUUAUUUUUACGGCUGUUUCCUCUUGGUCCUACUAAUUUGUCCUGCUGCAGAGUUAAAUUAUUAUAUUUAAAUGCUAAGU